Clunio marinus is the source of this 1446-nucleotide messenger RNA. The record is from the annotation of a GenBank genome assembly. NCBI's taxonomy places the organism in Eukaryota, Metazoa, Arthropoda, Insecta, Diptera, Chironomidae.
ACAACAUUUACAGUGUAUUCACGACACUUGUGCACAAGCUUAAAAUCGUCGUCUUAGAACUGUAAUAGUUAUAACUUGUCUUGCGGAAUAAAUAAACAAAACAGUGAAAGUGAGUUUAAUUAUAGAAAAAUAGAGAAAAUGAACACUCAAACACUUCGCCAACAAUUGUUGAGCUUAAGUUCAUCAUCUGGUGGACACAAAGAACUUGCAGAUCGUUAUCGUUCUUUGUUGGAACAAAUUUUCUUGGCAAAAGAUCCAAAUCAAAGUGAAUGGAUGAGAAUUUUUAUUGAAGCAAUUGUCAAUGAUCAAGUGAGUUUGGUAAUUUCGAGACAAAUUCUUACUGAAAUUUGUAUCCAAUUCAAAUCACUUCCGGAUGAUGUUUCAGCGGCAAUUUCUCAUUUCACUUUGGAUCGUGUACAACCACGAGUUAUUUCAUUUGAGGAACAAGUUGCAACAAUUCGACAACAUCUCGCAUCAAUUUAUGAACGUCAAGAACAAUGGCGCGAAGCUGCAAAUGUCCUCGGACUUAUUCCUUUAGAAACUGGUCAAAGACAAUAUUCUGUCGAAUAUAAAUUAGAAACUUAUUUGAAAAUCGCUCGCUUAUAUCUUGAAGAUGAAGAUGCGGCAAUGGCUGAAUCAUUUAUAAAUCGCGCUUCAAUGCUUCAAGCUGAUACUAAAAACGAAACACUACAAAUUCUCUAUAAGGUUUGCUAUGCUCGUGUGUUAGAUUAUCGUCGUAAGUUUAUUGAAGCUGCACAACGUUAUAAUGAACUAUCGUACCGCAGUGAAGUUGAUGAGACAGAACGAUUAGUUGCUUUGAAAAAAGCUUUGAUUUGCACAGUUUUGGCAUCAGCUGGACAGCAACGUUCAAGAAUGCUUGCAACAUUGUUCAAGGAUGAGCGUUGUCAAAAUUUACCAGCUUUCAAUAUACUAGAGAAGAUGUAUUUAGAUCGUAUUAUUAAACGAACAGAAUUGCAAGAGUUUGAAGCUCUUCUGAUGGAUCAUCAAAAAGCAAAAACACCCGACGGAUCAUCAAUUCUUGAUCGUGCAGUGUUUGAGCACAAUUUGUUGUCAGCAAGUAAAUUGUACAAUAACAUAACGUUUGAAGAACUUGGUGCACUCUUGGAAAUUCCACCAAAAAAAGCUGAACGGAUUGCAAGCCAAAUGAUCACUGAAGGCCGAAUGAAUGGUUACAUUGAUCAAAUUGACAGCAUUGUUAAUUUUGAAGCCCGCGAAAUCCUUCCACAAUGGGAUAAACAAAUACAAAGUCUUUGCUAUCAGGUCAAUAAUAUCAUUGAGAAAAUUACCCAAGCCGAACCUGAUUGGAUUACAAAGAAAUUGGAUGAAGAAAUGAUUCAAUAAAAUUCUAACCAAUCAUUAAAACUUUCAUAAAUAAUUAAAUGAGUGAAGAAAUAAAAAAAAUGAAACUCUCUAAUUAAGUUUUUA